ACCAAAGAGCUGAUUAAGGACACCAGGAAGGAAAUUGUGGGACCUGCACCAGGCUGGGAAGAGGGAAUCUACAAUAGGCAAACAGUAUAACCAAUGAGGCGGGGGCAUCCAUCUACAGCGUGAGUCCUGAGGCCGUCAAAGAGAUGCCAGACAUGGACCCCAACCUCAGGAGUGCAGUGUCCAUUGGAAGACGUGUCCAAGACCCGCUGGCUGAGCUUGUGAAGAUCGAUCCGAAACACAUCGGCAUUGGAACAUACCAGCAUGAUGUGGCGGCCGGAGCUCUGAAGGCAGCACUGGACGGCGUGGUGCAGGAAUGCGUGAGCUUUGUCGGGGUCGACAUCAACAUCUGCUCUGAGAUACUGAUGAGGCAUAUUUCAGGUUUAAAUGUGAGCAGAGCAAAGAAUAUUGCAGAAUGGAGAGAGCAGAAUGGCCCCUUCAUCAACAGGGAGCAGCUCAAACUGGUAAAAAGCAUGGGACCCAAGACCUACCAGCAGUGUGCCGGCUUCAUCAGAAUCAACCCACAAACUGCACACAGUGCCAAAUCCUCGCCUUACCCUGAAUCAGCAGUGCCAGAGAAACCAGCAGCUAAGAAAGGCAAAGGAAAGUCUUGUGUCAACGUACCCACCUCCUUUAACCCCCUGGACCAGACCUGCAUACACCCCGAGUCCUACGACGUGGCGCACAGAUUUCUGUCCCUCGUGUGUUGGAGUGUAGACCAGAUCGGGAGUGAAGGCCUGCGAGAGCGUGUGGAGAGUAAGGUUAGGACCAGCAGUGUGGAGGAACUAGCCAAGACUUUGGACACCACACCUGAGACCCUGAAACUCAUCAUAGAUGGCCUCUUGCAGCCUCCUGGGUUCGACAUACGUCAAAAUUUUGGGCAGGAGGACUUUAAGCGGGGCAUUGUGUCCAUGAGUGAUCUGCGGGUGGGUGCGGUGCUGACAGGCCGGGUGGACAACACAGCUUUGUUCGGGGCUUUUGUAGAUAUCGGUGUCGGCCGCUCGGGCCUCAUCCACAAGAGCCGCAUCAGGCCGGAGAAACUGCCUGCCAGCCAGCGCAGACGCAGCCUGGCUCUGGGACCUGGGGAACGGGUGGAGGUCCGGGUACUAGAUGUGGACGCUCAGAGGGGAAGAAUUGGCCUGGACCUGAUCCGGGUACUGGAGUAGAAACACUUCACUCCCAUGAUUGAUACCCCAUACUUUAAUUGGAUUGUUACAGGAAAAAAACAAGAGCACAAAGCUCCCAAGAAGCCAAACACUGUAUGACAGUUACAAUGAUAAUAGGUCCAGACAGAUUUUAUAAGCACAUUCGCAGAGCUGAAUAGGCAUUUUAUCAGGCGACCUGUGAAGUACAUUUGUCAGUACUAUAGUAAUGCAAUUUAAUUCUAUAAAUCAAAAGGCUGUUUAGUCAUCAAAAUAGUCCACUCUGAACAGUCUGGGAAAAUAUGAGUAAACUAAACUACAUUUUAACCAACAGACUCCCCCUAAGGUCAUUGUGCAAUGCCCCUAAGGUCAUUGUGUAAUGCAGCACUCUCUCACUUCCGCUGUGUGUCAUUGGGAGCAAUGCUUUUCUUAAAAACAAACGCUACCUUUGUGUCUGCCGAUUUAUUGGCUCACAAUCACCUCACACUGCUGCCCUCAUAUCAUCACAGGAGGCUUUGGUCAUAUGCCUUGAACCCGUGACUAUUUGCACCUUAGUAGAACUGCUGCUGGCUUAAUAUUUUGGCUGCUAUUGUUUAUUUUCUAUUAAAAAAAUAAUAAUAAUACAUUAUUAUUCACUUAUAAUUACUGUUGUUCAAUUUUUUCAAGACUUUGUUUUUGUAAUGUUCCGAGCAGUUUGGAAAGUAUUUAUUUCUUUGUAUGUCAAAGCAGAAUUUCUUUUGACACUUGAACAAUUAACAGAAGGGCUUAACAUGUUACCUCAAGCAGUUCUGAAACUGAUCGGCUUCAUCUAUUAGGAAGGAUUUAAAAUGUGGUUCAUGAGAAAUAAAAACAUUUCCUGUUCAC
Messenger RNA from Notolabrus celidotus (New Zealand spotty), 2003 nucleotides. It is a transcript of the gene srbd1, whose product is annotated as S1 RNA binding domain 1. Gene Ontology annotation, molecular function: structural constituent of ribosome; mRNA binding. Bases 144 to 1163 code for a protein of 339 amino acids. The record is from RefSeq and is a predicted model, not a curated record. Gene Ontology annotation, biological process: translation; nucleobase-containing compound metabolic process. The transcript is spliced from 8 exons. Lineage: Eukaryota; Metazoa; Chordata; Actinopteri; Labriformes; Labridae.